CCGAGUUUCCCGUCGAUAGGACGUGUCGAAAAGUGUUAAAGUCAGUUAACGUGAUUCAGUGUGACGGUGAAAAGAGUUUUCUCAGUGCCGACGUUAUUAUAGUGGCCGUUACACAAUGAUAAAAUGAAAUGAUUAACGACGGCUGCGGUCAUGGAGGGUUUCCUACAUCACAUGGCGCCGCAGUUUCUGCAUCCCGCCCUGCAAAGCUUCGGCUGCGGCGCGUUCCGCCCGAUAGGGGGCGCUUUCCACCCGCUCUACCCCGGGAAAGCAUUCGCAAGGCACCUUGGCGAACAGUAUGCUCUUGGACAAAGCGUUGGCCAAGCUUUAAGGAGCGUCCGCGAUGACAACAGCACUCCGCCGCUGUACCGCCACGGGUACACCGUUCGCGAUGACACCAGCUCGCCGGGCUCGGCCGCGUCUGCAUCCCCGCGACCCUGCAAGGACGAGGAACCACCGGCAACCUCCGCGUGCACCGACUCGCAUGAACUGUUUUCACCCGACGGUGAGCGUAAAUCAUCCUGCGGUGUGUGCGGCGCGCGCCUCGGGCCCGGCGUCGCUCAGGCACACUUCCUGCAAGAGCUGCAGCAUCUCUACAGCCUCACUGCGAUACCGCGCGACGCUGCCGCGCCACACUCGCUGCAUCACCAGGACGAAGACGCCCGUUGGGAGACAUACCAACGCAUUCGUGCCAACCGACAAAGGCGGCUGAAGCUGCGUACUCGCAAGCGACACCACACCGUGGAGAGCAUGCUGGGUUAUGACCUCGAAGACGAGAGGCGCGAGGAGCGACCUCGGGAGCCGCGCUCAUAUGACGCUGAGGACGAACCAGUUGACGUUGAGGGGGACUCCCUCGGAUGGCCUGAGGCGGCUAUUAACAUUGAUGAAAAGGGGCAACGCAGUGACGGGGACAAGUUGCACUUGAGUUACACGGAAGAUCUCGAGAUAUCGAGCACCAACGAUACUAUGCAGUCGCCCGAACGCGUGAGGAUUGAGACACCAAAGCCGCUGUCGCUGGAGUGCACGAAGACGGAGAGCGUGGACCGUCCGGCCGAAGUCAGCACAUCCGAGUGGUCAGGCGCGGCCGAAGCCUGGCCCGCACUUGCCGAUGCUUACGCUCACGCACGCCACAAGAUCGACGGCGAAAUGCCUUCGUCUACCAACUCGCGAAACUAACUCCUUUUAUCCAGACAUUGAACCAGUUAUAACCUGACACACGCGACUUCUUUCGCCCUUAGAUCCGGCCCUGUCAUAAAAUCCGUUCUUAGCGAACUCUCGUCUGCUAACGUUUAACUUUUUGUGUCUACUCAUAUACUCGUAGUUAACAGAUCUGUGUGCAUGCAAUACUGUUGGAUGAUCUUAUCCUAAUUCACACGUUCACUGUCCCCAUACAAAGUUAUCUUACCACCCCACAAGUGCCUACUAAUUCCCAAGUAGGUACUAUGAGCCCACAUUGGGCUCACGGGCUUGUGAGGAGAAUUUACCUGAGCCCACUUUGGGCUCACGGACUUGUGAGGAGAAAUAUAUGUGAGCCCACAUUGGGCUCAUUGACUUGUGAGAGAAAAAACUGGCGUGAGCCCAACAUGGGCUCACUGGACUGGGAACGUGUUAACAACCCAUUCAGCUCACUGUUGAGCACGAGUCUCCUCUCAGACUGAAGCCAGGAAUGCUGGCCCAAUGCGGAUUGGUAGACAACACACACGUAGAUAAUUGAGAAAAUACUUAGUUUUGCAGGUUUCUUUAUGAUUAGGUGUCAGACACGUGAUAUUUAAUUUCUAAAAUGCAUAACUGAAAAGUUGGAGGUGCAUCCCCCGGUCCGGAUACGAAUCUACGCCCUCCGAAUCGAAGGCAGAUAUCAUAUCCACUGGGCUUCCUCGGCUCUAUUGCGGUUUAUCCGAUAAUUACUAAACCGAAAAUAAAUCAAAUUCGUUCACAACAGUCUUCGUCUUUGUGAUCAGAAGUGGGAUAACGGCGUUUUCGAAUCUCCACCCUUAGAUAAGCAGCCCUUUUUUAUUGU
Molecule: messenger RNA, 2014 nt
Organism: Bicyclus anynana (squinting bush brown)
Lineage: Eukaryota; Metazoa; Arthropoda; Insecta; Lepidoptera; Nymphalidae
Gene: tey
Product: protein Teyrha-meyrha
Exons: 8
Coding region: 151-1173 (340 amino acids)
Source: RefSeq, a predicted model, not a curated record